Pomacea canaliculata is the source of this 1033-nucleotide messenger RNA. RefSeq names its product COMM domain-containing protein 4-like. Bases 119 to 721 code for a protein of 200 amino acids. The record is from RefSeq and is a predicted model, not a curated record. The transcript is spliced from 9 exons. Lineage: Eukaryota; Metazoa; Mollusca; Gastropoda; Architaenioglossa; Ampullariidae.
UGGUUAUAGCAUUCUUUAUUAUGGGCGGAAGCUUUGACUGCGGAGUUAAUUUGAUCUCCAUUACACUCCUCCUGAGUUGUCUGCUACACGCAAAUUACAGCGCUGAACAUUAUCGAAGAUGAGAUUUAGAUUCUGUGGGGACUUGGACUGCCCAGACUGGGUUCUUGCUGAAAUCACCAUUCUAGCCAAACUGACCUCAGUCAAAAUGAAAAUGCUGUGUGUUCAAGUUCUGAAGAGCAUGGUUGGCAACCAAAUUGAUUAUGAAAAGCUGUACAAAUUGACAUCGGAUGCGAAAUUUGAAAUGGGAGAUGUAAAAGCCAGUAUUGCAGCUCUUUCUUUCAUCUUUUCAAAUGCGGCUAAGUAUGGAUGUGAUGAUGAAACUUUGUCCAAUGAAUUGCAACAGCUUGGUCUUCCAAAAGAACAUGCUACCUCACUCUGUCGUUCAUAUUCUGAUUCUGUGGAAAAACUGCAGGCAGAAUUUCGCCGUCAGAGUUUUCGUGUGUCAAAAUUGGAGUCAGUGCAAUGGAGAGUAGACUAUAUAUUGAGUUCAAGUGAACUAAAGGAAGUUAAUGAACCUAGUCUACAACUUAAGCUGCAGAUAAAAGAUCCUGACACAGAAAAAAUUAGACCUGUAGCUUUCACUCUCACUGCCAACAAAUUUAGAGUCCUCCUCAGUGAGCUUAAGCAAGCAAAUUCUCUGAUGGAAGACUUAAAAUCGUAGCUUAAGUACCUACAUAUACAUUUCUACUUCUUUAUGUGUGUGUGUGUGAGAGAGAGAGAAAGAGUGUGUGUAGGGGUAGAAACAUGUACUUAUGUAUCAGAAUCAUGUAACUUAGCUUUUAAAAUAUUUAAAAUGGGUUAGACAUUCCAUAAGUGGAAAUUUUUGAUGAAACUUUCACAUUGUUACAAGGAAAAAACUGUUUCUGACCAAGGUAUUGACUGUAAAAAGUUGUGCAAGACUUGCAUGUGUAUAGAAGUGUAUUCAUGUUCUCUGCAUUGAAUAUUAGGUGAAUAAAUGUUGGUUCACACAUCA